Molecule: messenger RNA, 1017 nt
Organism: Prunus armeniaca (apricot)
Lineage: Eukaryota; Viridiplantae; Streptophyta; Magnoliopsida; Rosales; Rosaceae
Source: the annotation of a GenBank genome assembly
AUGGUGCAAGGUCUGUCACUGAACACUCUAACUACUUCCCGUAAUGGUGCCUUCUGUGGAUCAAUGCCUUCGUGGAGGAAGCAUUUCAAACUAACGAGGAAAACCCAGAUAAGCUCUGUUAUUGAAAGGCAUGGUAUCUGGCAUCUGUGUCAUCAAAGCUUAGUCUUAAGAGGUAACCCCAAUAUGUUAAAACAAAGGAACGUGAGGGUGGAAGCUGGGUGGCUGUUUAAAAGGGGUGAUCAGGGGUUGAAUGCAAGCUCAGAGCAAAGCGAGGCUGCUAAUGAGGAUAUUUUGAUAUUCUUUUUCCAGCUGGACCUGGCAACUCGAGUUCAGUAUGCUUUGAACACGGAACAGUAUGAUAUUGCACAACAACUAAGAAACAAGCUGACUGAGGUUGAAGCUGAGGUUAUUAGGCAGCAAGAGGCAAAAAGGGGAUCGUCUCCCAAGAGUGAAGCUCAAGAUAAGGCUAUAAGUAUCAUUCGCUUACGUGCAGACUUGCAGAAGGCAAUUGAGAGUGAGAAUUAUGCAUUAGCAGCCAAGCUACGGGAUGCAAUAUCUGAACUGGAGGCAGAAUCACUGGCUGCAUCCGCAAAAGCUCUGGCACAUGAAAAUGCAAAUUAUUCGUUUCGUUUGGGACAGAGAGUGAGGCAUAAAAAUUUUGGCUAUCGAGCAGUGGUUUGUGGAAUGGAUCCUGUAUGUUGUGAAUCAAGUUCAUGGAUGCAAACUGCACAGGUUGAAAAGUUGCAUCGGGGCUCUAAUCAGCCAUUUUAUCAGGUUUUGGUUGAUGUACAUGCGGACCCCAACCUUCUGGUGGCAUAUGUUUCUGAGGAGAAUCUUUUAGCCCCUGACGAACCAGAUGUGGAUCAAUUUGAUCAUCCCUACAUUUCCUUUUUAUUCUAUGGGAUGGAUGCCGCUGGGGAUUUCAUCCCGAUCAAGCAAUUGCGAGAGAAGUACAAUAGACCCCGACAUGAAAUACCCUUUGAUCCACUAGAUGAGGGGCAUGGAAGUGAUGCUUAG